AUGCAAAACAAUCUAAGAAUUCUAGCAAUAUCUGAUGUUCAAGGAAACCUCGAUGCAUUUGAGCAGUUAUAUAAUAGCGAGAAGGGUCGAAUAGAUAUAAUAAUACAUACGGGGAAUUUCGGGUUUUGGGAUAAGGAGACAAUAAAUUCGGAUAAGGAUAAUAGUUUCUUGAAGCAAAUUGUUGCAUUCUCUGAAGUAUUAGAUAAACAAGUGGUGAAUGAGUUGAAUACCUUAUCGACUAUUGGAGCACAGGGACCAUCUGUGGGGUCUGUUUCAGGACCUUCUUUUGCAGCAUCAUCGACUUCUGCUGCGUCGGCGGAUCUUUCUGCUGCUGCUGCUUCUCCUGCUGCUGCUGCUUCUACUGCUGCUGCUGCUGCUUCUACUGCUGCUGCUGCUGCUUCUACUGCUGCUGCUGCUGCUUCUACUGCUGCUGCUGCUUCUACUGCUGCUGUUGCUGCUGCUUCACCUGAUGCUGCUUCCAGUGCUGCUGCCACACCUUCUGCUGCAUCUGCUGCAUCUACAUUCUCUUCCGCUGCUAAUGCAACGGACCUCCUUAAAGCGAAACUCCUAUCGAACUCCAACAGCAUAUCACAACUAGAAUCUUAUUUAUCGGGGUCGUUUAAGUUCCCCUGUCCAGUUUAUACCAUAUUCGGUCCUCUAGAUGACCCUAACGUAAUUCACAAGUUUCAAAGCGGAGAGUACAACAUUCCUAAUUUACACCUUAUAGAUCAUACCAAAUGUUACGAAAUCCCCUCGCCACUUGAUGAUCAACCUAAUAUCAAGCUUUAUGGCAUUGGCGGAACUUUGAAAAUACAUUCCCUCUUCGAUCAUGGGAACCUUGACCAAGAAUACACAGAGCUAUGUGGCAAAGUAGGAGACUUGUGGAUCUCCAUGCUUCAGAUUGCAACAAUGUACCAUAACGUAAUGAACUUCAAUGAAACAAGAAAAAGCAACAACACUAUCAGCAUCUUUGUUACACAUGCGCCAAUAAUGAAAACUCCUUUAUUGGAACACCUUGCCAUCUUGACGAAUGCAGACUUUUCCAUAUCCCAAGGCUUGCACUUCCGAUAUCCAGUAAUGGGUAACGGAAUGAGCUUUGUGGAUAGCAUGGGCGGGUCUGCUGGGUAUAUUGAUAGCUACAGGUCCAAGUUCUCUCGUUUGAGAAUGAUUUUGGGGGAAUUGUGGCUUAUAGUCAAGGAUAAUAUGGUAGAAUUGUUGAACGAGAGCAUACAGGAGAAUAAGGAGGAGUUUAAGAAGUUGAUAGAGUUAGGUUUAAGUUUAUUUGAUAAGAUUCCGGUAUCUAUAAACGAUUCAACGGAGAAGAUAAUACCUUUGACUCUUUUUGACCCACCUACUUCUGCCAGUGCAGGUACAGCUGCGGCAGGUGCAACUUCCACUGGAGGUUCGACUACUAGUACAAGCGGAGGGGGUAGGAAGAGCUUUAGUGGACCAGGUGGAACUUCUACCAGUGGUUUAACGCCUGAUGAUGACAACAAAAAGGUCUUGAAGAAGAUCAACGAUAUGUAUUUUUCGGCAUACUAUAAUUUAUGGCAUUUUAAUCUCUGUGAUUUGAUUACGACCCAACCGAACUCAGAUGAACAGUCGGAUUACAACAUAAUGAUAUUUGACUUAGACAAGUCCAGUAAUUUUAAAUUAGACUACUGUACGAGCCAAGGCUUUAAUUUCAACUUCAAGGUUGAUGGCGGGAGAUCAGGCAAAAAGCGGUUUGCCUAUGAGAUAGAGGAGGAGGACGACGAUGAUGAAGGUGGAGACAGCGACGAUUCUGGGUCAGGUGCUGGAUUUUCUGGGGGUCGUGGAGCUGAAGGCGAAGCAGACCCAGAUCUUGAAGCAGAGACAGAAAUGGAGGAUGUACAAGCUGGAGAGGAGCUAGCCACUCAUAGAGAGGAGAGAGAUGACGGCGAUGAAGAUUCAACAAAGGGAAAAUAUAGAGGAUCUAAAUUCAGUUCAAAUUAUCGCAGCAGACCCGGCAGGGGAAGAGGGAGAGGAAGAAGCAGGGGCAGAAGUAGGGGCAAUUAUAGAGCCAGAGGGAACUAG
Molecule: messenger RNA, 2055 nt
Organism: Dujonia railenensis
Lineage: Eukaryota; Fungi; Ascomycota; Pichiomycetes; Serinales; Debaryomycetaceae
Source: the annotation of a GenBank genome assembly